Mesorhabditis belari is the source of this 855-nucleotide messenger RNA. The record is from the annotation of a GenBank genome assembly. Lineage: Eukaryota; Metazoa; Nematoda; Chromadorea; Rhabditida; Rhabditidae.
AUGUGGUGCCGGUUGUCUGUGUUACGAGCAUCACGACAAUUAUUAGAUGAGGCCAUUUUUCACAAACAAAAGCAUGCCAUCAUUCGUUCGAUUUCUCUGUCACACACCGAUUUAAAAGGUCAUUCGCAUUGGCAAAAUAUCAGAAGUACCAAAGAGAAAUUUGAUGGCAUGCGCUCAAAAGCAAUCAAUUUAUUGUUGAAGAAGAUGAAGGUCGCAGUAAAGAAUGGUUAUGAUUCAAAAAUCAACAAAGAAUUGGCAUCUGUCGAAUCGGAGUUUUUAAAACAAGGACUAGGAAUGGAAACUUAUACCCGUACACUUAAAAGACUCAAAGAAAAACCAGAAGUCCCAAUAGAUUUGGCUGUGAUUGGACCUUCAGGAACGUUUUUUGUUGUUCAUAUGGAAGCGAGCAGUAAAUCGACGGCAGAAAGCACUCUAAAAAAAUAUAUUAAUAAAACUGGCGGUGGUUUUCGAAUGGCUCCCGACCUUAGUGCAGUCCAAGCAUGGUUUGAUCAAAAAGGAGUACUAUCAGUUUCGGAAAAAGACCGCAACAAUAAGACACUUUCUUUAGAACAGAUGGAAGACCUGGGUAUCGAACUUGAUUGUGAGGAAGUCUCUGCAUUUAUGGAAGAUGGAGAGCGUAAAUUCGAACUCUUGUGUAAUCCGCUCAGUGUAAACAAGAUUGAAGCACUACUAAAUGAGAAAAUGCUCGUGGUAGAAUCGGGUGAAGUGGAAUUUAGAGCAAUGCAUCCCAUUAAUGUAGAAAGCGAGGAUAAAGAAAAGAUUGAGAAGUUUUUCAAGCUGUUAGAAGAGGAAGAUAUGGUGAUCAAUAUUUAUGACAAUAUCGAUCCCGCUUCG